This is a messenger RNA of Esox lucius (northern pike), 3273 nucleotides long. RefSeq names its product zinc finger, AN1-type domain 3 (gene zfand3). NCBI's taxonomy places the organism in Eukaryota, Metazoa, Chordata, Actinopteri, Esociformes, Esocidae. Gene Ontology annotation, molecular function: DNA binding; zinc ion binding. The record is from RefSeq and is a predicted model, not a curated record. Bases 301 to 939 code for a protein of 212 amino acids. The transcript is spliced from 5 exons.
UCGUUCUCGAUUACCGGUGCUCUCUGUAGGACUGUCCGCGGCCGUAAUUUAUAAUUAUCUGUACAAAACUGUGGCCAGUUGAUAGUGGCCGCGCGUGUGAGCAGAACACCAUACUUUUCCUCGCGUUUUCAAUUGGAAAUGAUAUUGGAUAUUAUAUUUUAGAUAUUCUAUAUAUUUUAUUUUUGACUGUGGAUGUUUUUUUUUAGUUUAUUUCGUGUCUUUGAAUCUCCCUACCAAAUCUAGGCCGCAACUCAGUCCUGGUGCCACCUACGAGUAUUUUACCAUCGACUGGAGAGAAACAUGGGGGACACAGGCAGUGAACGAAGCAAGCCGCCCAGUAUCCCACCGCGCUGUCCUUGUGGAUUCUGGGGGUCCAGCGAAACCAUGAACCUCUGCUCUAAAUGUUUUGCGGACAUUGAGAAGAAGCAGCCAGAUGUGGACUGUGCCUCGAACCCCCCUCCCAGCUCCAACAGCAGCAGCAGCAGCCAGUCAAUUGUAUUCUGCAGCGAGACCAGCAGUAGCCAAUCCCUGUCGCUGUCGGUCAGCUCAGAGGAGUCGUCGCCAGAUGACACAGAAGCCACACCUCGACACGCACAAGAGGCGUCAGAAUCAGAAAACGACGCAUCCCCAGAGAAACAGGCGCGGGUACAUGACGGCACUGGGUCUGGGGAGUCGUCUUCGUCAUCAACAUCGUCAUCAUCCAAGCAGAGGAGCCGACGGCGCUGCCACCAGUGCCAAAUGAAGUUGGAGCUGGUACAACAAGAGCUGGGCUCCUGCCGUUGUGGCUACGUGUUCUGCAUGCUCCACCGGCUGCCGGAGCAGCACGACUGCCUCUUCGACCACCUCGGGCGUGGGCGCGAGGAAGCCGUCCUCAAGAUGGUCAAGCUGGAGCGCAAGGUGGGCCGCUCAUGCCAGCGCAUUGGCGAGGAGUGCUCCUGAACAUACCCCUCCCUUAACCACAAGAGGGCGAGGAAGAGGAGAAAAACAGACUGACUCCCAGUUUGCCAAACUUUAUUCAGGAGUGUGCAUUUGUACAGUUCCCAUUAUCAAACAAUAUUAUGUAAGUUUAGGAUUCAUGUGACGCAUUGGCUGCGUUGUUAAUUCCAUGUGCGAAAAUGUGUUAAUUUAGACUUAAUUCAGGGAAAUUAUGGAAAUGGCAAAGCAGGUAAAUACAACCCUAAUAUACCCGUUUGUCCCCAGUGCCCCACCUUUUGACUAUGCUCAUACCUCAAAUAAGCAGAAGAAGCACUGCUACUUUGUGUACCGUGGCAAGGGACUGCUAAAACCUCCUGUCUAUUGCUUCCUGGUUUGCCAAACUCAUAAUAAAGACCUGAGUCCCAUCAUUUCUCAUGAAGUUCCCUGUAGAUAUUGAACUGAGGUCAGUUUUUAGUUGCGGUCAACCCAGGAUACGAUAAGGAUAUGAUGCAGGGGAGCAUAAAGGGGAAGUUCACCCAUUUCUGAAAGAGGGGAAUCAAAAAUGUAUUUUAAUAUGGGUUGGUUUGUUUUAUAUCAUGCUUAGACACAUUUUCAUAACAAAUUGUAUUGAAUUGUUAUGAGUUAUAAAAUACAUAUAAUUAUAAAACAAUAAUUUCAGGGGCAACUACAAGCACAGGAAUAGUGAAAAUAAUACUACAUGUAAAAAUGGGUCAGCUUUCUUUAUCAGCAUAAGGGGCUGUUAUCACCAACCGCUCCCUCUUUUUCAGCCCUUCUCUCCACCGUUCCAAGUGUUUUUUGACCAAUUAUCUUUAGGCUCUUCUUCCCAAAUCUGAAUUUACCCCUCCCAUACCUGGAUCAGGGUAUGUGGGGCAACUCUGUACGCUGAUUAAAAUGCUUAGUCAAAGUUCAGACAAUAACACAUCUGAACAAGCCAGAUAUUCUGAAGAACAAUAUCAGUUUUGUUCACAUUUGUUUUUGUGACUGAAUUAGAUUAGGUACCCUGUUUACAGGAUUUUGUCUUGUUCGAAGCAAAGUUCUCACUGCGCUGGCAGAAUAAUUUUUGCUUAAUUCAAGCAUUUUUUAUUUGUGAGGAAGCAUUUUUUGCAGUUUCUAAAAACAGUAUCCCUUUGCUUCACUAUUCUUCUUCCCUUAUAUUCAUUACCACCACUACCUCAAGUAGUGGGAGAAUACAAUGAGAGGGGUUUAUAGGGGAAGGGCAGUAGGGGGCUGGACAAUUGCAAAGCUCAAACUAGCCCAAGUCCCUAAGCCUCUGACCUUUGGCCUCCAUAGUUGAGGCUGCAGCCAUGCAGGAUGAAGAACUUAAUUUCUUGACAACAGGCACCAGUCACUCCCAGGUUAGGGGGUUGGGAUUCACAAUGGAUCAGUCUGUCAGCGAUGUAAUUGCCUCUAGCGAGCCUCAGUCACUGUGGAAACGGAAAGGCAGGAAACGUACUCACUGGCCGUGAUGUUCAGGCUCCUGGUAACGGACAGACUUAAGGUGAUGACAUGGACAGAGAAAACAAAGAGUUAUCACAAGAUUGUUCUGUGCCUCCUAUGGAAUCUGUUGGCCCCUGCACAGUUCUCACAUAUACAUAAAAAAAACGUUUUAACAGACAGUUCAUGUGCUGAGCAUACAGACAGUUCAGGAAAAUCUAGUGGUACUCUUUGGACUUUGCAAAAUUUGCAGAGCAUCAACAAAUUGCUGUUGUUCAGGUCUUGCUCGAUGUUACCCAUAAUGUCUUAGCCUUGGACUUAAUUUCCUUCCAGGACCCACUGUUUUCUUUUUUUUUUUCUGGAAAGUCUCUGCCUGACAAUGGCAACCUGACCCCUUUGUGGAAUAGGAAUGCUCUGGCAUCUCUCUCAUACACUCACUCCAGCCUGCCCUUGGCCGUUGCACCCAACCAUCUCUCUUUUUUCACUUUCUCCCUUUUGUUUCCGGCCAGCAUGUCUCCCUCUCUCACCCUCCUUUCCAUUAAUCAAUCCUUCCUCCUCAUUUUUUUACAAAGCAUUGAUUUUCUAACUCACUCUCUUGCACACACACUUUCUUUCUCAUCAAAUACAGCAAACCCUGACUGAGAGCAGAUCGCGGGUGACCACAAGGGGUCGGGGGCAAAUGGGGAAAAAAAUUGUCAGAGAAUAUUUCCUGCAUCUUAAAGAAAAUAAAUCCUUGUUUAACCUUUUGGGUUUUCUCCUUUAUUUUACAUGCAUAUUAGCUUAAAGCUUCAGUUGAUUUUGGUUAACGUUAAAAAAAAAAGCGUAUGAGCAUUCUGUAGCCUUUGUUUCCAUUGUAUAUUUUGUGCUCUUUUUUGUUACUGAAAAUUAAAAGAAUAAACUGGA